This is a messenger RNA of Mustela lutreola (European mink), 5585 nucleotides long. RefSeq names its product ST6 N-acetylgalactosaminide alpha-2,6-sialyltransferase 5 (gene ST6GALNAC5). Bases 268 to 1257 code for a protein of 329 amino acids. Gene Ontology annotation, molecular function: alpha-N-acetylgalactosaminide alpha-2,6-sialyltransferase activity. The record is from RefSeq and is a predicted model, not a curated record. Lineage: Eukaryota; Metazoa; Chordata; Mammalia; Carnivora; Mustelidae. Gene Ontology annotation, biological process: oligosaccharide metabolic process; ganglioside biosynthetic process. The transcript is spliced from 5 exons.
UCUUUAGGACCCAGCAGGCGGCGGCAGGCGGCAGUUGUGUAGAUCACUGAGAGACUACGAGGGUCCGGUUCAGUUUUAAUUCUGUCUCUAAUCUCUGCAACAGCCGCGCUUCCUGGGUCCCGCGGCUCUCCUACCCACUCAGGCGCCGCCGCCGGCCGGCGAAAAUCAGAGCCGCCCGCCCCCUCAUCACCCACCAUGGAAACCCUCCAAGAAAAAGUGGCUCCGGACGCGUGUGCCUGAGGAUUCCUCACAAAAGAGGUGCCCAAAAUGAAGACCCUGAUGCGCCAUGGUCUGGCUGUGUGUUUAGCGCUCACCACCAUGUGCACCAGCUUGUUGCUCGUGUACAGCAGCCUCGGCGGCCAGAAGGAGCGGCCCCCGCAGCAGCCGCAGCAGGCGGCGGCGACCGGCAGCGCGCAGCCGUCGGCGGAGAGCAGCCCCCCCUCGAGGCCCCGGGCCCCCGCGGGACCGCAGCCGCUGGACGGAUACCUCGGCGUGAGGGACCACAAGCCCCUGAAAAUGCACUGCAGGGACUGUGCCUUGGUGACCAGCUCGGGGCACCUGCUGCGCAGCCGGCAAGGCCCCCAGAUAGACCAGACGGAGUGUGUCAUCCGCAUGAAUGACGCGCCGACGCGUGGCUACGGGCGCGACGUGGGCAGCCGCACCAGCCUGCGGGUCAUCGCGCAUUCCAGCAUCCAGAGGAUCCUCCGCAACCGCCACGACCUGCUCAACGUGAGCCAGGGCACCGUGUUCAUCUUCUGGGGCCCCAGCAGCUACAUGCGGAGGGACGGCAAGGGCCAGGUCUACAACAACCUGCAGCUCCUGAGCCAGGUGCUGCCGCGGCUGAAGGCCUUCAUGAUCACGCGCCACAAGAUGCUGCAGUUCGACGAGCUCUUCAAGCGCGAGACCGGCAAAGACAGGAAGAUCUCCAACACUUGGCUCAGCACUGGCUGGUUCACGAUGACGAUCGCGCUGGAGCUCUGUGACAGGAUCAAUGUGUACGGCAUGGUGCCCCCAGACUUCUGCAGGGAUCCCAAUCACCCAUCAGUACCUUACCACUAUUAUGAACCGUUUGGACCUGACGAAUGCACCAUGUACCUCUCCCACGAGCGAGGACGGAAGGGCAGCCAUCACCGCUUCAUCACAGAGAAACGCGUCUUUAAGAACUGGGCACGGACAUUCAACAUUCACUUUUUUCAGCCAGACUGGAAACCAGAAUCACUUGCUCUAAAGCCUCCAGAGAAUAAACCUGUGUUCUGAGCAGUGAGGGUGCCAGACCAAAACCUCAAGUACCUACUGCAUCAGACGCCAGGGCGCUGAACUUCCAGAGCCGGCAGACACACGAGAGGGACGGGACCGGGAGCAGGAAACUCCUCCAUGACCAACACGUGCAGAUGGCUCGGAGGCAGGACCGCCAAGCACUGCGGUUGGUGUGUAAGGAGAAAAUUCCAGAAUUACUAUGUCCACACGAGCGUCAUCCCUUGCAAAAGGGGUUACUUGGGGAGCUAAACGCCCAUGUCAGUGAUGCUGCUGUGGUCUAAAGAACAUUCUGGAUCUCUUUAAGUAUCGCCUUCAAAACCGAAGCACGAGCAACUCAACGAUGUUAGUUGUGUUCCUUUGUAGAAAUGCCACAUCGAAAGACCUUUUUCUAUUAAGUUGUAUCCUAACCUGAUCUAUAAUCUUUGUCAUCUGUUGGGCUCUGUAUGUGUGAUUUGUAAAAAGCGAUCUGAAAGUGUGGACAUGAUUUCUGAAGAGCACAUCUCCACUGACUUUCAUAAAGCAAAUGCCCAAUAUUUAUUUAUUAAAAGUUUUUUAGUGUACUCUAGGCCAGUAUUUUUAUAGAUUAUGAUUAUGUGGUAAUUUAUCCUUCUUAACUCUUUAACUCUGAAUGAUGGUUGGAAGACACCUAGAAUGGGGCUGGUGAGUGACUGGGUUCACGACACUCAUGGUUAGCAAUUGAUUGGCUUGGAAAUGUCACGUUGGCGUUUUUUGAACCCUUGGGCUUCAAGAAGAGCUAUGACAUUUUCUAAUGUAAAGAAAUGUUCCAAAUGACAAAACCGAAAACCAAAAACUGUGUUGUUACAACAAAAAGAUACUAACAAAAGAAACUUAAAGAUAGUUGUCUUUAGUAAUAGUUGGUGUAGGUUACUUGGCAUAAACCCUAGUUUCCUUGUGUGAGAAUGAUGUCCCUGUACCACAUGACAGUGUAAGUUUCCUUCCAAAUCUAAAAUUCUGUAAGCCUCUCCUUGACCCACUUGAGAACCUUACACUUGGAUUGAUAGGGUUUCUUCAGUAGCAAAAGCCUGACUUCUGGGGGUCUUUUCUCCCCCUACUAUUUAUCUCCUUCUGUGGUUAAAAACACAACUUCCUCACUGGUCCCCAUCGGCUACAGUCUACCCCCAUGCUUUUCUGGUGUUUCUUGAACCCCAAAAAGAGGGAGGGCAAAAAACUAAGAGAGAGAGAACCUCUGUGGUGUUCCCUGGCUAUAGGAGCAAGAAACAGUCCUUCUCUGAGUCUGUGAGAAGAGAAGACAAGGAGCUUCCCUAACAGACGACUCAUUUAUCCUGUGAACUAUUCAGAUUCACUCACUGCAAGUCUCACAUGAUAGUCACAGCCAUUCCCUGGUCUGGAGGAGUAUGAAGGACUUAUUUUAUCCAGAUUAGUAUGAAGGACCUUCAUUUAAGCAAGUGAUAUUCCUCAAAAUUAGUCUUUUUAAAAAUAUACCAGUGGGUUUUUUUUUUUUCCACAUGACUUAGAAGGCAUGCACUUUUCCAAUGCCACAUUCAAAGGCACCAGCAAGUAUUACGUGUGGAGACCGACAUUGUUUCACAGAACCUGACCUGACCUGUGACUAAAGAAGGUUUUUCACAUUGCCACUUCCUUUCGCUUUCCUUACUUAGUACUAAGAUUCCAUUCCCUUGCACUAACUAGUACUACUUAUCAUAUGGGGUUCUGUGGUUGGGGUGUAAACACAGUCCGGAUAUUUAUAGGACAGAAACAAAACAAAGUUGGGAUUAUUGUGUAUGGAAACAUAUAUGUGUUCUUCAGACUUUCUUGUAAUUUUUAAAGAGACUGUAGAAUAUCAUUCCAGCCCGAUAUCUUUUGUGGCAUGGACUCCGGACACACGACCCUUUGUGAACGUAAGAAAAAGAGUAUGAAUUUCAUGUGAUGGAUUUAUAGGCCACCUUUACCAUCACUUGAAGACAAUAUGUUGUUCAGAUGUAAAUAGCUCCUUUAACAAGUUUUAUUUUUAUGGAAAUUUGGAAAGGCAUACUUGGGACCUGCAAAAAUGUAGCUGUAUUACCUAAUCUGUAAUAUCUCAAAUGCCUGGGUUAUCUUUAGGUUUCAGGAUUUGGUUUGUUUUUUUGUUUGUUUUUGUUUUUGUUUUAGGACCGUAUGAUAACUGCAUCUUUUUUGUAACUUCUUCCUUCUUCCCAAAUACUCAGUAGAGUGUAAAGCAACCAAAUUCUGAAAACCCCUGGCUUCAAUGGGAAAUAGCUUACAUCUAAAUGUAGCUAAGAUACGGCAGUAUGGGAAUUCAUAUUUUUUCAAAUAUGGUAUAAAUAGGUGUAAGACUGAUCACUUGGGCAAUGGUUUUUAUUAUAACACUUCAAGAAUAUGCCUGGAAUUCUGAUAGAUUGUGCCGACGGAGCUGGCUAUGGGCAAUUGAAUUCUUAUCUUGCCACUAUCAUUUCCUGACUCUCGGUCUCAACACCAUUCAAAACCACUAAACAUCAACUCUGAUAUAAAAGAUGAUGACAGAACCAUGUUUGCAGACCUCAGUGAUUUCAAUAUCCAAUUGUGUUGGGAGCCUUAGUCCUACUCGUUAUGUUAUACACCUUUGUCUUCUUUCCCAGCUGUGUCAUCAGCUACCUCCUCGCUUUUAAGACCCCAGUAAUACAAAGCCACAGCUGGCCGAUGCAUGGCGUCUGUUAUUUCAAUGCAAGAACAUUUGGCAGAGGCCAUUACAAUAGAUAGCCAUUAUGGGCAAAGAUACAGGAAUUCACAAACAAAAUCAAUCACUUCAAAUGGCCCAUAAAAAGAGGAAUCUUACAUUUAAUAUUCUACAGUAAAUAUUCACCCAAGAAAGCGUACAUUAAAAGAACAUUAGGAGGUAAAUAUUCAGUGUGCUGCAUGGGGACUUUGCUGCGUGAUUUCCAUUAUGGUUAAUGGGUGUUUGGUAACUAAGUCCCUGUGCUUCACUAACCCUGGGAUGUGCUCCUAAGGGCUAGACAUAAAACCAGAGUGAUUCAGGAACUUCCAAGGUCCUAAGAUUUCAGAGCGAGAGCUCAUCUUGAAAAAAAAAUAAAGGAAAGCAAAACACAAAAUACUGACUCUGAAAGAGAAGUUCGCGGUUGUUUUCUCUGAAUCCUGACACCAUUGCUGGUAUGUGCCUCAGAGGCCAAACAACACCUCUCUGGACAGACUCCCUUUGUCUCCUGAAGUAUUCUCCAUUACUGAUCUAUUUUAAUCACAUUAAAAUUGAAGUAUAUCAUCUCAUUUUGAAGUAAAAAUUCACCUCAAACGUUAGAAUUAUUGAUUGGGAGGCUAAAUGAAUGUUAAGUAAAAGUGGACGGAACAAACUAGAAUUUUGUCAGGAUCCAUGCAGUCUUAUGUGAACAUAUCUGUACCGGUUUAAUACCCACCCAAAUAGUUGUCCUUAUGCAGGGGUGACUGCAUUUCAGAAAUACACCCUGAUUUCCACUGGGGUGAUGACUCAGACUCUUAGUUCAGACUUACUCUGAGAUUCCUCUUCUCUCUGUAGUGUUAGAAGGGGAGGGUAACACUCCUACAUGUUUCGUCCCUGAGCCAAUCCUUCCUUCCAUCCUUCCUGCUUCUCUCUGGAACCUCAGUCCCACCCUUCCGCCAUCAUUCUCUCCUGAUUGUCGUCUGUCUACACUGGGCUCUUCAACCAGCAGUCUUUGGAGGCUGUUAAGGUUGUUCAACUAGAGACAUAUCUGGGGAACAGGCAUGGGGUGGGCCCUGCCAGGCAAUGAGCACAGUAGGUGGGACGAAGACAUCUGGCUCCAGGACUAGGUCGUUAAGAAGCAUCAUCUUGGUUUCCUUCGGGCUGGUAGGGGUGGGGAGGAUCUUCAGGACAAUCUUCAGUGCUAAACCAGAGGACAAGCCCCGGGCAAACUGGGACAGUGGGACACCCUAUUGAAAGGCCACCUCAGAGAAAACUAGAAUACUAAGGCAUUGGGCGGGGGAUGUGAAUUCACUGCCUAGGUUCUAGCAAAUGCCAGAAGAUGCUUCAGAGUGGAGAGAGGUGAGAGAGUGUCUAUAGAUUUGAAAACGAAUAUGAGCAAGCCCUCUAUUCCAGCUCACGCAUCCCCACCUACUCAGGGUAUUGAGCCGCCAUAGAAAAGCAAAAAAAGUCUGCAAUCCUGUUUGUUUUUACUCAGUGCCCUAAUAUUCUAUGCUACCUUGUAUUAUUGUUCCUGUCUCUUUAUGUGUGUGUCCUAUUAGUCUAAUCAGAUUGUAAGCUCUUGGAGAGCAGGGACUGUUUCUCCUUUGUCUUUGUAGCCCCAUGCCUAGUACAGUGCCUUGCACACAAUAGGCGCUCAAUAAAUGUCUGUUGUUGGUGA